Molecule: messenger RNA, 798 nt
Organism: Leptidea sinapis
Lineage: Eukaryota; Metazoa; Arthropoda; Insecta; Lepidoptera; Pieridae
Exons: 5
Coding region: 1-507 (168 amino acids)
Source: RefSeq, a predicted model, not a curated record
AUGGAACCAACUCCAAAUCAAAGUUUGGAGAGAAGUCCUCAAGGAGAAGGAGAGCAUGGAGCAAGUCCUUGGUUUUCUAUACGGGAGUGUGCCAAGUGUCACUUAGGGUACCCGAGCUUGUGCAAGAGUCGUGCGGCCACCGAGCUGUCAGUCGUUAGCUCGCACUGCCCGCCCUGCCGGUUUAGGCCCAACGAGAUAGUCGCGCCCGAUGCAACCCAGCAGCCCAUGAAUCAGACUCAAAGGUUGAAGAGAAGUCCUCAAGGACAAGGGGAGCAUGGAGCUGGUCCUUGUUUUUCUAUACGAUGGAAUGUACAAGUAAGGGAAGUAGUACCCGUAUCUGCUGUGGAGGGACGACCCCAGCCCGGCGCCCUGGAGGCAAGCAAGCAAACCGUUGUAAAGCCACAAGAAAUAAAACAAUAUUCUUCGCCCAGCUCACCCGACCCGUCGCCCGAACAGCUACCAGAACCAACACCCGGCCCCUCAACGAAAUAUGGAAACUACAAAUAAGCAUUGAACUCUCCAGCAAUCAGAGCUUUCUCAAAAAAUUUUCUGCAAAAUCGUUUAUGGAUUUGAAGUGUCGGUGGAGAAUAUUUACCUACAAUAUUUUAAUUAUUAAGCUGUUUAAUAUUUUUACUUAUAAGUUUCAAUUUUAAUGUUAAUUUGAAUAGUUUUUGAUCUAAACGCUGACGAAAAAGUAAAAAAAACCAAUGUUUAAUUCUUAAGCAAUGUUUGAGUAGUAAGCACGUUUCUGAUAGUAUGCAAUAUAUCAUAUGAAUAUUUAAUUUACAAACAUAAGUU